Molecule: messenger RNA, 1169 nt
Organism: Aaosphaeria arxii CBS 175.79
Lineage: Eukaryota; Fungi; Ascomycota; Dothideomycetes; Pleosporales
Exons: 3
Coding region: 213-1160 (315 amino acids)
Source: RefSeq, a predicted model, not a curated record
UUCUUGAAUUUCGCCGGAAAUGGACGCCUGGCGGCAAUGGUGGAGUCACAGCCUACGCUCGUCCACGAUUGGAGGGGCAAUAUGGACAGGACGGGAUAUGAAGAUGGAUCAACAGGGACGUUCCGCGCUGUAGUAAAUGUUCUUCUGUGAGGAUCCCCUAUCGUAUCUUGCAGAUCUUUACAGCGUUCACUUAGUCUCCAAGAUAGCUCGCCAUGACAUACUCCUACUACAACUUCGGAAUUGAGAUCGAGACCGUCGUUCGACCAUAUGCUCGUCGGCCGAAUUUCACUCGCCAGGAUUGGUACAAGCACUUGGCUCAGAAGCUCGAGAAUCGAAAUGUCCCAGCUGCACCAGACCUGAGUCUCCGAUACUCUGCACAUCCAGAGUACUACAGCAGUAAAUGGUUCAUCACUAAAGAUGGCUCUCUACAGGGAGCUCACGAAGAUUUCGUAUGCAUGGAGAUCGUAUCCCCCGUCUUGCAGACAAACGGCAAGAUCACAUCAGUUCUCGCCGAGUUCUGGGAGGCCAUGAGCGUGGGCUUCGAAGUGCAACAGGAGAAGACCUGCGGCGGGCACGUCCACGUCACGCCGACCAACGCCCAAAAGCGCUUCUCCAUGGCCGAACUCAAGAGCGUGGCCUUCGCGGCCGUGGUGUUCGAAGACGCAGUGCACUCGAUCUUGCCCUUCACCCGGAGGCAGAAUCGGUACUGCGUGAUGAACUCGAAGUCCGGCGGUGGUGGACUGAGUCAAGCCUGCGAAGGUGGUAUUUCGAUGUCUUUGCUGCGAACGGUGCGGCAGAGGUUGAACAAUAUCUCGACACCGGAGGCUUUGUAUUCGUUCAUGCAAGCUAACCGAUAUGUGCUGUGGAACUUCAAGAAUAUUGUUGGUGAAGGCUGCUCGAAUACACUGGAGUUCCGAGGAGGCAGUCAGUUCCGUAACACUGCUACGACUAUGAAGUGGGUGGCAUUUGUGAUAGCGUUUAUUGGUCUUGCAUUGAAAGAGAAACUUGUAGAAGGGACCGAUUUCACCCACAUCUCGCCUACAGCUCCUGACUUCGAUGCACAGAUGCGGACAUGGUGGAACAAGAUUAGACAAUCCGCUCUACGCGUCAAGCUUAGGAGGUUCCUUCCAGAAGACUGGCGCCAGAUGCGUGUUGGAUAGAGAAACCGG